CUGCUGCUAAAUAAAAUCCAACUCCCACUCUCACUUCCCACUCAUCUCUCUGAGCAGCCUCAGCUCUCUGCUUUCUGCAAAAAUGGCUCAGAAGACGUUUUUCUACUUGGCCUUUUUCUCAGCAUUCUUCACACUCACUUCACUCUCCCGCACCCUACCCGAAUCCGAAACCGCCACCUUCCUCGACGUCUCCGCCUCCCUCCGCCAAGCCCACGCCGUCCUAUCCUUCGACCCCGAAUCCCUCAAGCCCCUGGAGUCCCAAUCCCAGGAAUCCCGACCCCUCAACUCCUCCGCCUUAUCCCUCCAGCUCCACCCCCGGGACGCCCUCUUCAAUUCCCAGCACAAGGACUACAAAUCCCUCACCCGCACCAGACUCUACCGCGACUCGGCCCGAGUCCACUCGCUCCACAGCAAGCUCCAGCUGGCACUCCAGGGGAUCAAAAAAUGGGAUCUCGAGCCCAUGCACGCCAAGAUCCUACCCCAGGACCUCUCCACCCCCGUCGUCUCCGGCAUCAGCCAGGGCAGCGGAGAGUACUUCUCCCGGAUUGGCGUCGGGACACCGGCGAAGUCGUUCUACAUGGUUCCGGACACCGGCAGCGACGUCAACUGGCUCCAGUGCGACCCCUGCUCCGACUGCUACCAGCAAUCCGACCCUGUUUUCAACCCCGCCGGAUCCUCCAGCUACAGCCAGCUCACGUGCGACGCGCCGCAAUGCCAGGCCCUCGAGGUGUCCGCCUGCCGCGCCAAUAAGUGCCUCUAUCAGGUGUCGUACGGCGACGGGUCCUACACCGUCGGCGAUUACGUCACCGAAACGCUGUCGUUUGGUAACUCGGGCUCGAUUAACAAAAUCUCGCUGGGAUGCGGACACGAUAAUGAGGGAUUAUUUGUCGGGGCUGCCGGAUUACUCGGCCUCGGCGGUGGGCCCCUCUCACUUACCUCCCAGUUCAAAGCGUCGUCGUUUUCGUACUGUUUGGUGAACCGCGACUCGUCCGCGUCGUCGACUCUGGAGUUCAACUCCGCCCCACCGGCAGACUCGGUCACGGCGCCGUUACUUCAGAGCGGAAAAGUCAGCACGUUUUACUACGUGGGCCUCACCGGAUUCAGCGUCGGCGGUCAGCCGGUCUCCGUCCCGCCGUCGCUCUUCGCAGUGGACGAGUCCGGAAACGGCGGGAUCAUCGUCGACUCGGGAACAGCCAUAACUCGGUUGCAGACUCAGGCGUACAACUCGCUCCGCGACGCGUUCAAGAGAUAUACCCGUGACCUGCCGACAGCAAGCAGCUUCGCGCUGUUCGACACGUGCUACGACCUGUCGUCGCGGACCAGGGUGCAGGUCCCAACGGUGGCGUUUCAGUUUUCUGGCGGGAAGUCUCUGAGCCUUCCCGCGAAGAACUACUUGAUUCCUGUGGACUCCGCGGGGACGUUUUGCUUCGCUUUCGCACCGACGUCGUCGUCGCUGUCUAUCAUUGGGAACGUCCAGCAGCAAGGGACACGUGUCAGCUACGAUUUGGCGAACAAACGCGUGGGAUUCUCGCCAAAUAAAUGUUAAGAAAAGUUUAAAAACGUAGGGUCGGACUCGGGCUGUUUAGGUAUUAGGUUCGGAUCGUGACAUGAAAUUAUUGUGCAACUAGCUGUUUAUCCCUCGUAAAUUUGAUAAGUGAUAAAGAAGGUGAUCGUAAAGUUGUUGCGGUAUUGUAUGAUAUUGAAAUACGAAUGCUGUAUAACUAGUUCAAAUGUCAUAAAGUUGCAUCUACUUCCAUAUCAUAAUAAGCAACACUACCAAUUCACGGA
This is a messenger RNA of Pyrus x bretschneideri (Chinese white pear), 1788 nucleotides long. Its product is annotated as protein ASPARTIC PROTEASE IN GUARD CELL 1. Bases 83 to 1546 code for a protein of 487 amino acids. The record is from RefSeq and is a predicted model, not a curated record. The transcript has a single exon. Gene Ontology annotation, molecular function: aspartic-type endopeptidase activity. Lineage: Eukaryota; Viridiplantae; Streptophyta; Magnoliopsida; Rosales; Rosaceae. Gene Ontology annotation, biological process: proteolysis.